AUGGAAAGAUACUUUGAAUAUAGAGGAACUACACCUGAAGGACAGUACAAAGUGGCAAAAAUGAAACUCACUAAACUUGCUGCUAUGUGGUUGGAAGGAAUACAAAGGCAGAGGGCAAGGGAACAUAGGGAAAGAAUUGAUACUUGGGAUAAAUUGAAAAAGCACUUGAACAGGAAGUAUGUUCCCAUCAAUUUCAAGCAUCAAAUGUACAUUAAGUGGAGCACUCUUAGUCAAAAGGGCAGAACUGUGACUGAAUACAUACAUGAAUGGGAAAAGUUGGUGGUGAUGUGUGAUAUAGAGGAUGCAGAGGACUUGAAACUGACUAAGUUUUUAUCUGGGUUGAGAGAAGACAUUAGGGAUCAACUCAUGACCAUGCCUACACUAGACCUACAAACAGCUUUUAACCUAGCCCCAAUCUAUGAGCAAAACUUCAACAAGAGAAGGGUGACAGGGAACAACUACAACAGAUCCCCUAAGGCAUACCCACCCAAACAAUCUAGACCUAUAUCACCCAAGGCCCAGAGAAAAACAGAGCAAAACCUCAAUGCCCCUGACAGAAUACCUAUACCCUUGAACAAGGUGGUUUGCUUUAAAUGCCAUGGACAUGGACAUUAUAAAAAGGAUUGCCCCAACAUCAGAGUUUUCACUGCUCAGGAAUGGAGGGAAAUCAAGGAGGAUACCCAACCCAAGAUGAUGUUAGUAGUAAGAAAUGGUAGGGUGGAGGAGGAUUGGCCUCCAGUGGCUGAACAUGAGCCAGAUGGAUCUUACAGAGUUGAUGAAUUUGGCAAAAUAGUAAGGUAUGAACAUAGUACUGAUGAAGAAGAGAUUGAGGAAGGAUUGGAGAAGGUUUUACCUGAGGAAGGCUACUACAACCUGAUUAUAAGGAGAAGCCUACACACUACUUAUGCUGAAGAAGAAAACAACCAGAGGAAAAAUAUCUUUCAAACAAAGUGUAAGGUAAAAGACCAAGUCUGUGACAUGAUUAUUGAUGGAGGAAGUGAAUCAAACUGUGUUAGCUUGGCUUUAGUGACAGAUCUGAAUUUGAAAACUAGACCUCAUGCACACCCAUACAAACUGAAAUGGCUGGACAACAAUGCUACUGGUACAUAUGACAAGAGGAGCAUGCACAAUGGGUUUACAAACACCUAUAUCAUAAAGCAUGAAGGAAAGCUCAAGGAGUUAGUUCCCCUGCCUCCCCACAGUACUGUUCCCCCUCCUGUAAGGGAACCUGUACAUUUGAUCAGUAGGAAGGUUUGUGAGAGGGAAAUAAAGAAUAAGAAUGAGGUAUAUGUCUUAGUCACUAAGGAAGUAGAGCAAGCAGCAGAAAUACCUCAAGCAGUAAAACCCCUGUUACAACAGUUCAAGGAUGUGUUCCCUGAUGAGUUGCCUGAAGGUUUGCCUCCUGUAAGGGGAAUUGAACACCAGAUUGACCUUAUACCAGGAGCUCCUUUACCCAAUAAACCAGCUUACAGAGCCAAUCCCACAGAAACCAAGGAACUACAAAGACAAGUUGAGGAGUUACUACACAAGGGAUAUGUAAGGGAGAGCCUCAGUCCAUGUGCAGUGCCCACUCUGCUUGUACCAAAAAAAGAUGGGACUUGGAGGAUGUGCAUAGAUAGCAGAAGUGUUAACAACAUAACCAUCAAAUAUAGGUUUCCCAUACCUAGGAUAGAUGAUAUGUUGGAUGAACUAUCAGGUGCCCACUGGUUCAGCAAGGAGCCCCCAGCACCUUUAUGA
Molecule: messenger RNA, 1737 nt
Organism: Amaranthus tricolor (Joseph's coat)
Lineage: Eukaryota; Viridiplantae; Streptophyta; Magnoliopsida; Caryophyllales; Amaranthaceae
Exons: 3
Coding region: 1-1737 (578 amino acids)
Molecular function (GO): nucleic acid binding; zinc ion binding
Source: RefSeq, a predicted model, not a curated record